Molecule: messenger RNA, 2254 nt
Organism: Truncatella angustata
Lineage: Eukaryota; Fungi; Ascomycota; Sordariomycetes; Amphisphaeriales; Sporocadaceae
Product: fungal-specific transcription factor domain-containing protein
Exons: 9
Coding region: 135-2213 (692 amino acids)
Biological process (GO): DNA-templated transcription; positive regulation of transcription by RNA polymerase II
Cellular component (GO): nucleus
Molecular function (GO): DNA-binding transcription factor activity, RNA polymerase II-specific; zinc ion binding; sequence-specific DNA binding
Source: RefSeq, a predicted model, not a curated record
AUUUCGAGAUAAGACGAAAACAUGAGGAGAUCAAGAUAGCGACGAUUAACGACGCUGAGACCGAGCGGCACGUUGUCAUCAUCACGCUGUCUCUGGAUCAUUGGAUCCCUCGAGUUCGCCUACGGCAGGUUCUUAUGCAUGCCAUGGAGGCGACGUCCCCUAGAAGCCCACCAAAGAAGGCCUCAAAACGAUCUUCGAACGCAUGUACACGUUGCCGAAAGCAAAAGAUAAAAUGCUCGGGUUUACAACCUUGUGAGGGCUGUAAGAAGCGCAAAGCAAAUUGCAUCUUCGAUGAUGCUGGCGAUAAGGUGGUGGUGACAAGAGCAUUUCUCUUGGAGCUCCAGCGUAAGGCAUCACGGUCGCAACAACAAUCACAAGCAGUCGAAGCAAGCGUAUCGGCACUAUCAACCUCCGGACAUGAAGAUAAUAGUACGCUCGAAGAUGAGCACGAUGGAAAUGUCGCACAGAAUAACGACGACGAACAGAUCAGCUCGUCUAGGGAGGGUUCGAAUCAGCCGGCAUUGACCAAUCUACUUGCUGCUUCGCCAUCGACUUUUAUGGCAGCGCCAAACGGGCAACCUUAUUACAUGGGUACCUCGUCGAACUGGUCAUUCUCGGGCAGAGUCCUCCAAAUAACUCACGAACAUGUGCAUCAAACACCCCUGCCAUCAAGUGCUCUGCUCUUUGAUGGAUUGGCCUAUGACCUAGGCUGGGGCGGGCCAAUGGAUCCUACUGACCUAAACACGCUUGCAAUACCUAGUCCCGACUAUUCAAUAUAUUUGGUCAACGCUGUGAAGUUCCACUGCGGCCAGAUGUAUCACUUAUUUGACGACGAAGAGUUCCAUCAGAACCUCCAGCAAUUUUAUUCGGAGCCUGAAAACCCAGCAAGGCAGAGUAGUCUAUGGUACAUUCAUUUCCUCCUCAUUCUAGCCUUCGGAAAGAUUUUCAUAAUGCAAAAGUCCACCGGCAAGAGACCAUCGGGCACGGAGUUCUUCGUUAAAGCAAUGCAGAUUCUUCCCCCUGCCUAUUGUUUCCCCUCCGACCCUGUCGGCUCUACCGAAAUUCUGUGCUGCAUAGCACUAUACCUACAAUGCGUUGACCACAGAAACGCCGCGCACAUCUAUAUUGGCCAAGCCAUGCGUACAGCCAUGGCCUAUGGAAUGCACACUGAGAUGCCUGCAGAUCAACUCGGCGAGAAACACGUCCAGAGAUGUCGCAAAGUCUGGUGGACGAUUUUUGUACUCGAUCGACAGAUGACCUCUUUAAUGGGGUUACCUCAUCCUAUACAGGAUGCAGAGAUCCAAUGCCGACUCCCCGUAUAUCACGAAUCUCAUCAACGAACUACAACACUUGAUAUGCAUAUCAAGUUGGCACGCGUCAUUGCUGAAAUAAAUAACGAUGUCUACGGUGCAAAUGGUCGACUGAAAGGAACUUUCUUGAGAAGCACAAAAGCCUCCUUGAGGAAGUUGGCAGGGUUGGCAGCCGAGCUCGGCCAGACACUUCCUUUGAGGCUGGAUCAAACUGGGCAUGGUGUUUCAAGGAUGUCCGCUUCCCUACACCUACUAUACCACCAGUGCAUUGUAUUAGCGACUCGACCUUUAAUGUUUUGUUACCUGAAAAUGAAGUUCGAAGCAGCAACAUUCUCGAAGACCUCCACCCAGGAUAAAUUCAGCACAAUUCUACAGAUGUGUAUAGAAUCAUCCCAGUCGAUCAUCAUCAUUUUGGAAAGCCUCCAAUCACAGGGCUUACUGGAAACGUUCCUCUCGUUGGAUCUUGACUCCUUGCACGUGUCGUCGAUUAUACUUGUCAUCGGAUCAGUGAUCGACGGACAACUCAUCAAAGACCGGCUCGCCUGGGUUCAGCGAUCUCUGUCAUUGUUGGAUUGCAUGAUCACAGCCGGUAAUUUAACCGCUGGCUGGCGAAAAACAGAAAUGCUAAAACUAAAUCAAAUGUUAAGCGAACCAGGCGAUGGAGGCCCUAGCAUUCCAUACCCUUCCGCCGUUUCCUGCACCAGCGCAUCAUUUCAAAGCAUUUUCACAGAAACGGUUGUACCACUCGGUCAGGAUGCAAUGCCACUACCACCCCUUAGUAUGAAUAGCCUCUGUAACGGCGACGAUCUCUCAGCAGAUCAAAUUCUGGCAAUCGCUAGUUCCAUCCAGGAAGAAGAUGUUGAGUGGAUGGACCGUGCAAUAGCGGAGAAUAGCAUUUGGUAGCACAGAAAAGGAAAUUUAAAAAAAAAAAAAAAAAAAAUUUG